AUGAGUUUCUUCCUCCGACCAUUUCAACGAACUCUCACCUCCUCCAAGCCAUCCAGAAAGUCAGGUCAACGACGCAGAGCUAGCUGUUCCGAUGCGAACAAUGUACCUCCAUCCUCCGAUACCCUUGAUGCCUCCGACGUCUUUUUGAAUGAAGACGAAGACACGACCCUGACGUAUGAUGCCUCCUCCUCCUCAGUCGACGUUAUGAUUAGCAAUAGUAGCAAGAGUCGAAAGCAGGAAGGCAAGACGAAGAAUGAUAAACAACAACAACAACACAACAAGAAACCAUCAAACAGAAGGGCGUCCGUUGGUUCCGGCGGAAGGAAGAAACGUGACCACCGGCGAAAAACGACCACUUCAACAGCCAUGGUGGAGCAAAAGUUUCUGAGUGACUUGAAUGAGCUGGCGGAAAUUGAAGAGUUUGUCAAGAAAAUGUCAGCAUCUUCCAAAGGGGAAAAGCUCUUGCAAGAACACUUGAAAAGUCGCCCAUCGACUGUGGGAGGUAACGCGUGA
Messenger RNA from Seminavis robusta, 513 nucleotides. Lineage: Eukaryota; Bacillariophyta; Bacillariophyceae; Naviculales; Naviculaceae. The record is from the annotation of a GenBank genome assembly.